AUGUUUCCUUUUGUGGACAACUUGUUGAGAAAUGAUUUUCCUUUAUUUUUUUUCGACGAUAUUUUUAUUCCAGGACCAGGAAUUAGAGUUUAAGUUCCUCGUCCACCAUACACAAAUAGACAAUUCAGAGAUUAAGCUCCAAAAGUAAUUUGAUGGAGAAUUUAUUGAAGCCACCAAGUUUGAAGUUAAUGUAGAGUGUGAAAAAAUCAUUGAAAAAUUAUUCAGAAACACAAGGAUAAUACUGGGCUAUAUUGGGAGAUGAAGCAUAUGAAAAAGGUGAUUACUUUAGGGCAAUAACACAUUAUACAAAAGCAAUCGAAAUAUCAGAGGGAACAGAGGGUUCAUUUUUUAGAAGUAGAGGAUUAGCUUUGAAAUAAGCAGGAAGCUUGGAGCCAGUAUGAAAUUGAUAUUAUAUCACUUUAGGCUUAUCGAGAUGCUAUAACAGCAAUAGAAUUGGAUGAUAAAAAUAUAAAGGCUCAUCUGUUAUGUGGACAAAUAUUGGCUGAACGUGGAAAGAGUGCAGAUAAUACAUAAGAUAUUGAGAUGGCUAUAACAAGAUUAACAAAGUCUAGGACAUUGUGUGCAGGAUAAAAAAAGGAAUAUUAUGAGGAUGAGUUAAGUAAGUACAUUUAUAGAGCUAAAAAAUUGUUGUGGUACAAAAAUUAAGAAAUAAAUAAUA
Messenger RNA from Paramecium sonneborni, 679 nucleotides. The record is from the annotation of a GenBank genome assembly. NCBI's taxonomy places the organism in Eukaryota, Ciliophora, Oligohymenophorea, Peniculida, Parameciidae.